Messenger RNA from Mollisia scopiformis, 1599 nucleotides. Its product is annotated as putative MFS monosaccharide transporter. Gene Ontology annotation, cellular component: membrane. Gene Ontology annotation, biological process: carbohydrate transport; transmembrane transport. The record is from RefSeq and is a predicted model, not a curated record. NCBI's taxonomy places the organism in Eukaryota, Fungi, Ascomycota, Leotiomycetes, Helotiales, Mollisiaceae. The transcript has 7 exons. The coding region runs from base 1 to 1599 and encodes 532 amino acids. Gene Ontology annotation, molecular function: carbohydrate:proton symporter activity.
AUGUUCGGAAAGAGUGGGAAAUUCUUGGGCCUCCGUGGUGUGAGGCUGCAGAUUGCAGUUGGGGUCAUUGCUGGGAUGGAUUUCCUAUUGUUCGGUUAUGAUCAGGGUGUGACUGGCGGCCUUCUCACUCUGAGUUCUUUUCGAUCUCAGUUUCCGAGUAUCGAUCCGAAUGCACAGGGAAUUGUUGCGGGGUCGGCGGAACAGAGUAAUCGCUCUACAUAUCAAGGAAUCACUGUUGCAAGCUACAACGUUGGAUGCUUUUUUGGCGCAAUCCUAUGUAUAUUCAUCGGCAAUCCCCUCGGCCGUCGACGAACCAUCUUCCUCGGCUCCUCAAUCAUGGUCAUUGGCGCAAUUCUCCAAUGUAGCUCUUACUCUCUUGCUCAAUUCAUCGUCGGUCGACUCAUCACCGGUCUUGGAAAUGGACUCAACACGUCAACAGUCCCAACGUGGCAAAGCGAAUGCUCGAGAUCACAUCGACGAGGUCAAUUGGUCAUGAUUGAAGGUGCAUUGAUCACGGGAGGGAUCAUGAUUGCUUACUGGCUUGACUUCGGCUUUUACUUCCUCGACCCAAACCCUGUAUCGUGGAGAUUUCCCUUGGCAUUCCAAAUCGUAUUCUGUUUCUUCAUCCUCGCAUUUGUUCUCAGCCUCCCCGAAAGUCCCCGCUGGCUCAUCCUCAAAGGAAAAGACACAGAAGCUAUCCACGUCCUCGCGCACCUCAACGACAUGCCCGAAGAAAGCCCUUACAUCCAAAACGAAUACUCGGCCAUCAAAGACACGGUUCUCGAGAUGCAGAAAGGCACUUUUGCCGAUCUCUUUACACGAGGACCAGAUCGGCAUUUCCAUCGAACUGUUUUGGCGUAUGUGAAUCAAGUGUUCCAGCAAAUCUCAGGAAUCAAUCUUAUUACUUAUUACAUCCCGAAUGUGUUGCAAGGACAAGUUGGACUCAGUGAGACGCUGGCGAAGUUGAUUGCUGCUUGCAAUGGGACGGAAUAUUUCGUCGCUUCAUGGUUUGCUGUAUUCACUGUUGAGAGAUUCGGACGCAGACAGUUGAUGCUUUUUGGAGCUGCUGGGAUGUCCAUUUCGAUGGUAGUCCUUGCGGUUACUGACUCGAUUGGUGGGACGAAAGCGGGAAUCGCUCAAACAGUGUUCUUAUUUGUCUUCAACACUUUCUUUGCGAUUGGAUGGUUGGGAAUGACUUGGUUGUAUCCGGCUGAGAUUGUGCCGUUGAGGAUUCGGGCUCCUGCCAACGCAUUGAGUACGAGUGGGAAUUGGUUGUUUAAUUUUAUGGCGAUCGUUAUGAUCACUCCAGUGGCAUUUAACAACAUCGGUUAUCAGACAUACAUCAUCUUUGCAGUCAUUAAUGCAGCCAUAUUCCCAGUCGUCUACUUCUUCUACCCAGAAACCGCCUAUCGUUCACUCGAAGAAAUGGACAGCAUUUUCCAAAAGACCAAGAAUGCAUUCACUGUCGUGCGUCAAGCAAAGGAAGAACCGAGACGAUACGGAAAGCAUGGAGAGGCUCUCAUCAAUUAUGAGGAGACAGAGGAGCAUAAGAGGAGGGCUAGUCAAGCUAAUGUGGAGCAUAAGGAGACAUCGAGUUAG